AUUUAGCGAACAACCACAACCCGUUUCCUUUCAUCCACCCAGGAUUACCACGCUUGACAGCCCCAGCCUUUUAUGAAAUAAAACCCUGCACGUCUUCCCGGCAAAAUCCGCGGUGGGAGACGCGCUGCUUUUUCCUCGAGAGACAAACCCGCCCACCGGCCGAGCUGAAGUCCCGCCUCCAGCGCCGCGCCAGGCUCUUGUGCCCGCCCCGCCUUCCUUUCUCCCGGCAAGGAGCCGCCGUUCUCUGUGCCAGCUCUCUGUCUGCAGCCGGUUUUGCCUGCCUUUUGAAAGGAAGCCUGAAGCUUGAGGGCGGCCGGGAGACGAAGUCCGAUGGCCGGGGAGGAAGGAGGGGAUUCGGGCUCGUCUGCUGCAGAGCCCAGUCCCGACACAGGGGCUGGUGCCGGUGCAGCUGGAGGAGAGGCCGGCGGUGGCAGCGGCUACGACACCAAGUGCAUUUUCUGCAGGAUCACUCACGGGGAGGAGCCGGGCACCGAACUGCUGCCUUGCGAGCAUGAAGACCUGGUGUGCUUCAGGGAUAUCAGACCUGGAGCGCCACAUCAUUACCUAGUGGUGCCAAAAAUACACUUUGGAAACUGCAAGACUUUGAAGAGUGAGCACAUCCCAUUAGUGGAAAGAAUGAUGACAGCUGGAAAGAGUAUCCUUCAGCGAAAUAAGUUUACUGAUUUGAAAGACAUAAGGAUGGGUUUUCAUUGGCCUCCGUUCUGCUCUAUAGCCCACUUGCAUCUUCAUGUCCUGGCUCCAGCCAGUCAGUUGGGAUUCUUGUCCCGAAUGGUAUACAGACUCAAUUCCUACUGGUUUAUCACAGCUGAGCAACUGAUGGAAAGACUGAAGGCUGAAAGUGCUACAAGCUGAAAAAGCACUUGCCUCUAGAUGACACUUUGUGACCAUUAAACAUAAUUGAAGACAAGUUUUGAAAAUGCUGCUAUACGAUGGUUGAACUAAUGGUUAGUGAGCAUUGCACCCUAAAAUUCUCAGGCAAAUAUCUGAAAUAAGAAACCCCCCAACCUUUAUCUGAGAUAAAGAAAACCUUUAGAGCAUUCAUUUCUACAAAUCAGAAAAUUAAGUGUCUAGUGUCUUCAAAAAGAUAAUUAUGAAUCCUGCAUAAGAAAGCAAUUUUAUAUAAAAAAGUUUUUUAAAAUGUGCAUCUGGAUUGUCUCAUUUUGUUUAAACAGUGCAGGGGUUUUGUGCCUAUGCAAUAUACAUGAGCAACUCUUGGCAUCACAGUGCUAACAGUAGUUACGAUGAUUAUUGGUGCUAAAUCACUUGGUCACUGAUGCAUUUACACGACUAAGUACAUCAAGAACAAUGACUCAGAACUGUGUGUGAGAGGGAUUAUACUGUUGAACCACAAUAUGAUUGUUUGAAUAUAGACUUUAUCAAGUUAAGUGCAUGUAUUUAAGAAUAGGAAAAGUAAAAAUUAUAGGACAGAUCGAAAGUAAAGUGAUGGUUUCUUUGAACUUAAGGCUGUAAAGUUGAACAUAUACAGACAGUUCAUGGGGCUUAUGCUAGGCCUGAACUUAGUCUCCUAAGUAUUGCUGUGGAAUGUAGAGGCAUUGUCAGAGACAUUAGGGUGGUUUUACACAGCAAGAAGCUAUCACUAUGCAAACAGAGCUUGGCAUCUAAACCUUAGGGAACAUCAAAAUGGCAAAAUUGGAGAUGAUUCAAGACUUAGUUUGAAAUUACAUUCCCCAGCACCUUUGCUGUUUAGUUAACUGUUGUCUUCACAGUGAUGUUAACCUUAUGCAGUGUUCAUACACCUUAAAUUCAUCAAUUUUUUCAAUAAAAAUAACUUGAAUGAGUAGUGAUUGCAAA
Molecule: messenger RNA, 1833 nt
Organism: Gekko japonicus
Lineage: Eukaryota; Metazoa; Chordata; Lepidosauria; Squamata; Gekkonidae
Gene: HINT3
Product: histidine triad nucleotide binding protein 3
Exons: 5
Coding region: 331-873 (180 amino acids)
Molecular function (GO): catalytic activity
Source: RefSeq, a predicted model, not a curated record